CGUCAAAAGAAAAAUAAGCUACAUUGACAUUCUGUGAAAUGCAAGCAUGCAAGGACAGAAAAACAUUAUUUUAAUUUGAUGAAAAUAUUUUCUUAAUUUUAACUGCAAGGACUGUUUCUACGAUUGAUAGGAGAUUACAUUAAACUAUUCAAUAUGGCCCAAUCUGGAGCGACAUCAGGCACCGCGUCCGAAUACGCUGAUAGCGAAAUGCCAAUCUCAGUAUUAGGAGAGGCAUCUCCAAAUCCAGCAGCGGCAGGCACUUUUCCACCAUACCCUCCCUACAAAGUGGAACCCGCACCUCCCUCAGUCGCCGACACUAUUAUUGCGGGGCGCGACAUGCGUAUCCAGCACAAGUCCGUACCAAGACAACCUGUCCGCCCGGCCCCCAAGCCUGCAAGACCUCGAGGACCAAAAGCGACUGACGUGAAACUGACCAGACGCGCCAUGAGAGCGCACGCCCGCUGCCUCCGACGGCACGGAGCGAUCCUCACGGACCGGCUGGAACGUAUAUCGAAGCCUCGCCGACGAAACAUCAUUAAUCUGUGGAGGGAACACGCGUACACUUUGCCUCCUGAAACGAUAUAUCGUCUGCGUUCCAUGCUAGAUGCAGAUGAGCCUUUUAAACCUGAUCAAGCUUACGAAUAUUUUGUUAAUUUGCGCAAAACAAAGAAGAAAAAUGCAGCGAAAUGGCAGGUGAAACAAAUAAAGAAAGACUUGUUGGCAAUGUGUAGCGACAAGAGAUUCAUCUGGGCGCGUAACGCCACUGUCGCCCUUGCCAGAGGAAUACAGAUGCGUUUAACUCGACCAGGGCACUAUGCUUUGGCUGACAGAAUGUUAAGAUUAUCGAAUAUUGUCUUGGACGAUAUGUGUUGCUACAUGCAUGUGAAGACUCCUUCCAGACGAUGUUGUCAUUCCAAAGCAAAAUUUAUGAUGGAAAUGGCUGACAAGAUAACUGUUUGGAUCGACGAUGUUCUCACUGAAUCUGAAGAUCGCAUGAUAAUGAUGGACUUCGAUGAAGACGAUGAUGUGGUAAUGGCUGAGCAAGCUGGCGACACUGGAUUCGCGGACGACUUUCUCGACAUGAUGGGUGGCCGAGGAGUCGCAAAGAAACCUACACCGGCUUACUUAAAGUUCUCAGGUCCUAUGCUGGAAGCUUUUCUUAUUCUUACCGAUUCAAUGACUAAUAGAGGAGAUGAACAGCUUUUAUCCCAUGGAAAGUUUCAACAGACUUACAAAGAUGGAGCUACAGAAUUAAAGCAAACGCCUGAUUUUGAAGCAACAGAUUACGAUAGCACAUUAGCUAACCAACUGAACCAAGAUCUAACUGCAACUAGUCAAGCAAACACUCCGCCUGAACUCAAACCUAGUAUGAAGGAAAUUAUCGAUAUCUGCUCCAAUUUCUUAGCACAAAACGCUGAAUUUAACAAGGACAAAGGUCCUGCUUUCAAACUGUUGGUAAAAUCAAUGAAAACAAAGGCGAAAGACCAGCUCUAUGAAAAAGGAAAGGCACGUCGGACAUUCGGAAAAGCGGCAAUCGAACUUGAAAGGGCAAAAGGUUUGGAGAGUGAUCACGAUGAUCCGAACUUAUCGCAGGAGAUUCAUUCAGCUUUAUCAAAAACAGUACAAUCUGUAACGCCCGAUGAAUUAAAGGCUGAUAUGACAGAAACAUUGGACGUAUGUUCGAAGUUUUUAUCUCAGUGCGCUACAGAUGAAAUUGAGCGUGGUCCAGCUUUUGAUUUAUUAAUAAAAGAACUGGAAAAGCAUGGAUCAGAUCAGUUUACUCCCCAAUUUGAUACCUUGAUCAAUAAAUUUCCAGCAGCAUACACGUUAAAGUCCGCGCCUGGACUGUCUUCCGUCACCCCAGAUCCACAAACAGCUCCAAUAUUUAAGAAGGCAUUAGAGCAUGCAGUUCAACUUGUAACACCAAAUAAUCUUAAAGAAGACAUGGAAGGUGUCAUAGAAAGAUGCAGUAAUUAUUUGUCAGCUUUUGUUCGAGACAGAGGUAGAGCUAUGGAAAUACUUUUGAAGUCUAUGAAGAAAAGCGGUAAGAAGGAAUUGACCAAAAGAAACAAUCACACAAUGGAUUAUGCAAAUGGAGCUCAUGAAACAGAAAAUGCUCCUACCCUAGUUCCGUUUCUACCUGUAAAAGAUAUUGCUAACGAAGUAAAAGGAAAACUUGCUAAGGACGUCGAAAGCUCUACGCCCAAUGAUUUGAAGAUUGCUAUGAAAUCAUUGGUCCAAGACGUUGGUAGACACUUGUCACAAGGUGUUGCCCUUAAGAGUGGUAUUGCCGGUGACAGAUAUCCAUUAAACUUUUUAACGGCAAUCAAGAAAUCCUUAGGAACACGACCGCUUUACAAGUACAAAUCAUAUGGACAAACCUACGGAGAUGCAGCUGACGAAUUAAAAUAUGCUGGAGUCCUGGAAUCUGAUCAUGGAAAUGAAGAACUGCGACAACAGAUAACAGCCGAACUAGAACAAGGCAUACCAACACAGCUGACUACAACCGUUACACAAUCAAUGCAACCAAUCAUCAUGGAUGUUUCUAAACAUUUAGCGAAAAUUGGAACUGAGAAAGGAAAAGCUUUGGAUUAUGUAGUAAAGGUGAUGAGAGAGGAAGGAGAUGCUCCAAUGGAACAGUUACAAGGUUACAUGCAAAGUUAUAACGAUGGUGCACGAAGAAUUGAGAAUGCACCUAGUUUAACCAAUGACAAAGUUGAUAAUGCAGCAUACGAGUCUGUGAAAGGUAAAAUCACAAGUCUCACUGAGAAGAAGCCUGAACCAGAACACAUGAAACAUUUACCAGGGCUAAUAGAAGAUUCCGCAAAAUUCUUAUCUGCACCGUUUCCAGAAAGUGAAGCUGAUAAGCGUCGUGUUUUGGCUGAUUUAAUGGCUCGAAAAGGAGAUAAUCUCUUAGGCCAAGAAGGUCUCUACAAACUGACUUAUACCGAAGGGGGAGAAGAGAUAAUGACAGCUCCUCUGGGUAUCACUGCAGCCCACGAUGAGAAAAAGAAAAAGGAUAUGCUAGAAAACAUAAAUACUGUAAUACCUGACCAAAAGAUGAUGGACAUACUUAAAGAACCAGCUAAUGAGGGAGCAGCAUAUCUGUCAGAUAUCAUCAAAGGAAGAGGACAAGCGUUACAAGUUAUACAUGACAACUUGGAGAAAAAACAAGAUAAGGACUUCAUUAAUUUAGGAAAAUAUCACAAGAGUCAUGUCGAUGCCGCUCAUAUGUUGGAAUCAGCAGCACACUUUGGAGGCCACACAGCAGCACCGAUCAUACUGAACAAAGUAAAUAAGCGAAUUACUGAAGUGGCUAUUCCUGACAAGAGGACCCAAGAUUACAUGGAAGAUACGUCUCAUCUUACGUCUUCAUAUUUGGCUGGUAUUGCUACAGAAGAAGCGGACUUAAAUCAUAUGGAUACUACUUCAGGUGACGACGAAGCUCGUAGAAGAGCUGAAGAGGAAGCCAAACGGAGGGCAGCGGCUCGCAGGAGGGCCGAGGAGGAGGCUCGGAGGAGGGCUGAGGAAGAAGAGCGCAGACGACGAGAAGCAGCUGAACGCGCCUCUGCAUUGGGAAUACUACACACACAACUGGAAGCUCGAGGUGGAGAGAACUUUUACAAACAACCGCACACAGAGAUGUCACACGCACAAGCCUCAAAAUGGUUAAAAACGCCACCUAUGAAAGUUGAUAAAGUAGUGAAAGAAUGCGCCGAUACAGAUCGUCUUCACAAGAAAUUCGAAAGGAAACUUAGUGCAGUUGUCAGUAAAAGCACGCCGAACAGCAUGAUUGACGUAAUGCAGGAUGUGGUCAUCGAGUCGUCACGAACACUUUCAGAAUAUUUCGUUGCUAGCAAUUACAAAGCUUUAGCCCGCGAAGGUCUUAUUUCGGAAAUGCAGAAACGAGGAAACGAAAUUCUUGUGGAAGUAAACGGAGCCGCUGAAACCUUUUUUUUUGCAGCAGAAAGGUUGAAGAAGGCAACAUCUAUGGAAAUAAAGGAACCAUGUACUUCAGUAGCAUAUUAUAUUGCUAAGAAGUUAGAUGAAAUUAUAAAAUGUCGUUCUAUGGCACGAAAAUUAACGUCUACCAUGAAAGAACACAUCAAAACAGCUGCAGAAUACUUAUCGGAAUUAGCAACGAAGCCGGACGAACAAAUCGAGGCAUAUGUAACGUUACUUGCUGAAAUGGAAUCAAACGGUGACGCAUUACUGAUUGAGGGAAAUAUUCCGAAGUCUUAUAAAGAUGCUGCUGCUUACCUACGGCAGUUGACAUCGUGGGAGGACCAAAUCAACCUACCAAACGGAAGUUUACAAUCGGAAACAGUUAGAAAAUUGAAAAGAAUUAUGGCAAAUGUUACUCCUAGGGGAUACAGUACGUCGGUACUGGACGGCGUUAUUAAUGAAUGUGCGAAGUUGCUAGUCUCAUACAUUAUGUUACAAGGUGAAAAGACUAAAGCACUAAGAAUACUAGUUAGCAGAAUGGAUGCUUCGGGAGACGGUGUAUUGCUACGACAUGGCACAAUUCGCAAAACAUACACGGACGGCGCCGAUCUAUUACGUGACAAAAAUAACGAUCAACUUCGCGUACCAAACGGGGACCCAGUGGUCGCAAGAAAAAUACACAUCAAACUUCACAAUCUAAUGCUGGCGCAAACUCCUGAAAGACAUGCAGCGCUUAUGGAAGAUGUUAUUGAAGACGCUACGACGUACUUAGCUGUACACCUUCUGCAACCGCAGCUCAUUCAAGUCUGUAAAUGUAUGAAAAAUGUAUUUGUACAAUGUGAGCUGUGGUGUGAUGAGAUACUGCGGCGAGUCGCCAGACCUUGCUGCACUUGUUCGCGACACGUGUCAGCUCAAGCCCUUCAAGAUUUGGCCCCCGCACAACGGAUCCAGAUCAGCCCAAGCUCAUCGCGGGCAUUCGCACCGGGCAUCGAAAUAUCACUUACUUCGUGUCCUUCGAAGGUGCUGCGGACUUGCAACCGACGUGGAGAAAACAUUCCAGAAUGCCCUGCAGCUAAAGGAGCUGGCCCUUGCGAGGAUAAUGCUACCACAUCCUAUCUUCUAUAUUCUGCUGUGCGUGACCAGCAGGAGUCUCGCAGCAGAAAUACUUUAGCGUACUCUCCGGAGGCUCCAUAUAUACAAGCCAAGACGCCAUCCUCCAUGGAGCGAGAAAAUUUAUCGCGCCAAUCACUGUUGUUUGAUGUAUAUCAGACAGAACAUGCGCCGACAUGUUCUCAUAGAAGUACUGAUAAAGCUGAGCCGGAACACGAUAAACAAGAGACAUCUGACGAGUCUGCAGAUAUGUAUUUCACUCCGCCGAACACUACUACAACCGACCAGUCACCAUUUUGGCAAUCACCGACUACAAUGUACACCAAUGUUAUAACGCGCAAUAAUUACCCCAGUCCUAAAUCUACUUUGGGUACAGUGUCUUCUUCCGCAGGCGUUUCCGGGAUUAGUUCGCGUACACCUAUUGUGACGACCCACCAAAUGACUGACUGGCAUGCGAUGAUGGUCAGCCUGAUGUGGAAUGUGCAAGCAUGGCGCGAUUGGAUACAGGAGUGCAUGGAUCGUGCUUUGUCUUACAGAUAUGAACCAGACAUCUCACCAAUGGAAUCUGAAAAAAGAUGGGCAAAACUACGUGAAAGAAUCACUAAUGAAGCAUUCCAGUGGCGACAAUAUAAUAAUUUCAGUCGACAAUUAACACUGCGUCUUGCUUCCAGAUACGGAGACAAACAAAUUGUGUCCCCGACACGUGCUACGGUAAGGACGGCUACCUAUAGAGACUGCCAAUCGGAAAUGUUGGAUAUUAUAAACAUGUUUUACAGAUGGACGCAUUGGCUCAACGCAGUGGUGAAGGAGACCAACACGCUUCAACAAGUGACAGGCUCGGAUGUGCCUUUGCACGUAAUGCGCUGGAUUCAUUUCAAAAAGAAGAUUGAGGAACACCUUGAUGAUUGGAAUAAAUACAAAACACACUUAAAUGUUUAUUGGGAGCACAAGUACCAGUCACUGAUUUCAGAAUGGCUGCCGUCGUGGAACAAGCCGGGUCCCGUGUGGGUCGUGAGCGCAUGCGGUGCCGUGCCCAGCGGCGCGGUGGCGGCGGGCCUAUGCCGCGGCGAGGUCACCUGGGUGGCGCGCACCACGCACAAGAACCGUGUUCUACCAGCGGCCCUACACCCCUCCAAGCAUUGCUGUACAGUCUACGCUGAUGGUUCUGUUCAUCAUUAUACUAAAUACCAAGUGAUGUGCAACGCCGAAGUGACCUGGAAACCUUGGAAGGCGGGCAGCAUACCCACCGACUCUGUCAAAAUAGCUUCCAAAGUAUACGCGGGCCGAGUGCACUACCACGGGUCGCAUCUCGUUGGGGCCGUGCACGCGCCCGCUUAUCGGUGUCACGUGAUUAUAUACGAUAGGCCGUUCGCCUUCAAUUGUUACGACUUGCUUGUACUCGAAGCUAACAAACGAUGAAAAACAAGGGUACGGGAGUAGGUGGUGUGACGCUAGAAGCUAUAAUCGCUUGAGUUGUGAUCUUUGUUGAGGGAAGAAAACUCCAUAUUCUUAGUGACAAGUGUAACUUUGUGUUUUUAAUGGUCAUAGUUAAUUGUUAAUGGAAGUUGAUAAGUUACAUAGAUCAAGCGCAAGCGAUUGUCGCCAGUAAGUGUAAAAUCACCAACUUACUUAGGAUACUGAUUGGCAAAUUUUGAAAAAAUUGUACGUGGACCAAUUGAGCCAAUUCGUAGGAAAAUUGCAAUAGCAAUUUUGUUUUCUUUCUCUACGAAGAAUCUCAAGGCCUUGGUUCCUGAAUAUCUAUGCAGUUGCUGUAGAUUUAGUAUCGAAAACAUAGAGUUUUUAGUUUGUUAUAUUUAUAUUGUUGAUUUGUUUUUCGGUGGUUUAUGGAAAUAUACAAAAGUUCUUUAGAAACAAUAUUAAUUUACUUAAAUAAUACUACAAAAUGAAUAACAUCAAUCAUCUGUUUGUUGCUUAUCAUCGUUUAUGACGACAAAGUCUCCGUUCUGUUCUUUGGUUUCUUCGACGACUUCAACUUUCUCGAUGACUCCUGUGGCUGCCACUAGUCUGACGAUGUCUCCGGUUCUGAACAUGUCUGUGGCGUGUGUAGCUCCCACUAUGCACGGUAGUCCAUAUUCACGUGCUA
Molecule: messenger RNA, 7159 nt
Organism: Chilo suppressalis (striped riceborer)
Lineage: Eukaryota; Metazoa; Arthropoda; Insecta; Lepidoptera; Crambidae
Source: the annotation of a GenBank genome assembly